Labrus mixtus (cuckoo wrasse) is the source of this 713-nucleotide messenger RNA. It is a transcript of the gene ndufab1b, whose product is annotated as NADH:ubiquinone oxidoreductase subunit AB1b. The coding region runs from base 32 to 505 and encodes 157 amino acids. Lineage: Eukaryota; Metazoa; Chordata; Actinopteri; Labriformes; Labridae. Gene Ontology annotation, biological process: fatty acid biosynthetic process. The record is from RefSeq and is a predicted model, not a curated record. Gene Ontology annotation, cellular component: mitochondrion. The transcript is spliced from 5 exons. Gene Ontology annotation, molecular function: acyl carrier activity; acyl binding.
GCUGGGAGCUUUCAGUCACUCAUCCACCGUCAUGGCGUCCCGUGUCCUGCUGCAGUGUGUCCGCUCGCUCGGCCGGCCCUCGCUGAGGCUUUCCUCCGCAAACCUCGCAGUCAGAGCCGCCGCUGCCCCGGCGGCAGCCCACCGACCCCUCUCCUUCGCCGCGGACAGCCGGAGGCCGCGAUGGCUCGGACGGAGCCCGAUCCCCUCAGUAGGCGUGCUGUGCCGACAGUACGGGGACCUGCCCCCCCUCACUCUAGAGACCAUCAAAGACCGCGUCAUGUACGUCCUCAAGCUCUACGACAAGAUCAACCCUGAGAAGGUGAAGCUGCAGACUUCCUCCCACUUCAUGAAAGACCUCGGUCUGGACAGCUUGGACCAGGUGGAGAUCAUCAUGGCCAUGGAGGAUGAGUUCGGCUUUGAGAUCCCCGACGCAGAAGCGGAGAAGUUGAUGAGUCCCGCGGAGAUUGUACAGUAUAUCGCAGACAAGAAGGACGUCUAUGAAUAAUCUGUCCUGUAGCUCACCGCAGAGAGAGGUUGAGCCACGACAUGACCCCCCCCCCCCCCCCGCAGGAAGUAGCAGAUGGGCACCAAUCCAUUUCCCCACUUCCUCCCCGUCAGCUCUUCUGUCCAUAACAGCACUGUCGUUGGCUGCCGGUCUUGUUGUUUGACUGUAUUUAAAUGAACAUGUGCUUUUUGGAGCUUGGAGACAAAAA